Molecule: messenger RNA, 2130 nt
Organism: Chanos chanos (milkfish)
Lineage: Eukaryota; Metazoa; Chordata; Actinopteri; Gonorynchiformes; Chanidae
Gene: tsga10
Product: testis specific, 10
Exons: 16
Coding region: 1-2130 (709 amino acids)
Source: RefSeq, a predicted model, not a curated record
AUGCUGAGGUCGCGACGCUCCGCUAGCCCCACCCGUGCCCCGCCCACAUGUCGUAGUCCUACCAGACAGCCCCCUGUGAAGGGGGGUACAUAUGACUCUGAGCUGAUGCGGGCGUUGAGAGAGAGGGACGAGCUGCAGAACAUGCUCGAGAAAUACGAACGUCACCUCUCUGAGAUGCAAGCCAACGUCAAAGUGCUCAUGGCCGACCGAGACAAAACCAGUCGGCAUUACCAGCAGGCUCAGGAAGAGAUUGCGGCAUUACGUCGGGAGGUGAUGAAGUCCAAGGCGACGCGCGGGGCCAAAAACAACGUGACGGCUCAGGCCAUCCUGAAGCGCGUGGAGGCCGAACAGGACGAAGCAGCGGCAGACCUGCACCGCAUGAGCACGGAGAGAGACAGCCUGAGAGAGAGACUGAAGAUCUCUCAGGAGACUGCCAUCAGUGAGAAGGCUCAUCUGGAACAGAGAGUGGAGGAUCUGCAGAACGCCAUCUUAACACUGGAGCAGGAGCGGGUGGAGCAGAGGAGCAGGCAUGGCCAGAUGAGGGAGACGAUGAUGGGGUUGGAAGAUGAGAUCCGUGGACUUGGUCGAAAGCUGGCUUCCACAGAGGAAGAGCUGAAUCGUGUCAGAAAUGAGUGCAGCAUUCUCAGGCUGUCAAGCAGUCAAACGGAGACUGCCCUGACUGACAGCCAGCGGAGACUGACCCACAGGAUCGGGGAGUUACAGAAGGUCCAGGAGAGAAACAAAAUGCUGGAUGAGAAGAACGACUCUUUGCUGAUGCAGGUGAACAGUCUGAGAGAAGAGGUGAGUGAGCUGAAGGGUGCUGUGUCAGAACUGGACGAACGCAGAGAUUCUCUACAAGACCAGCUGGACAGAAAGAACGACCAGCUGUGCUCAGCACACAGCCAGCUAGAUGUCAAGGAGAAAACCAUCCGGAGUCUGCAGCUCAGGACAGAGGAGCUGGAGGAAACUGUCCAAGCACUGCGAAGAGAGGCCAGUGGGCGAGAUCGAGAACUAGACGUGACGAGGAGGAAACUGUCGGACGCGGACGAGGAGCUGUCUGCGUUACGGAAGGUGAAGGACACAACGCUGAGGGAGAACACACAGUUCCGGAAUGACCUGGAGAAAGCCAGACUGGACAACCAGGCUUUGCAGCUGAAACUGGACAACACCACCCAGGAUAUAGAGGACUUGCGGAGGAAAGUGCAAGACUACGUAACUGACAUCGCCCGCACGGAAAACCUCCUAUCCACAAAGGAGCAAGAGUGCAGGGAGCUGCAGGAGAACCGGCGUCGAGCGUCGGUGCAGGCAGAGAGUUGGGAGGGCCAGGCUAAGCAGGCAGAGGCCAAGGCCAGCGAACUGCGUCUGGAGUUACAGAACGCAGACACAGACAGACGACGACUGAGGGAGAAGGUCGAGAGUCUGGAGACCAGCCUGCAGGUGGCUGUGUGCUCAGAACGAAGCUGCACCACUCAGCUGUCUGAGAUGAACCGUAGCUUACAGGACGUGGAGGAGGAGCUUAGGCAGGUCAAGAGUGAACACACACACACUCAGAGUGAUCUGGACAAGACUCGCGAACUCUGCGUCAAACUGGACGCCAGUAAAGAAGCUGUCCAACGAGAGCUGGACAGCUGCCACUCAGAGGUUGAGAUGUUGAGAAAGCAGCUGACCAGUGAGCGCUUGUCCAUGAAGAGUCUGGAGUCCCUGCUGGUGUCCACACGGGAGAAGGAACUACAGAGACAGCUCAGUCAGCAGGAGAGAGAUGCUGAGAUACAGCUACUCAGGGACAAGCUCACCGUGGCUGACAGCAAAGCGAGCACUCAGGGCCGGGAGGUUACUCAACUGAGGACCCGUGCAGCCCAGUUGGAGACAGACCUGGAUAUGACUAAAAGACAGCUCUCUGCAGAGCGCUUUGAAAGGGAGCGCGCAAUGCAGGAGUUACGUCGGCAGGGUCUCUCCUCCACUCUGUCUCCUCUCUUCUCCUCCACCUUGCGCUCCUCGUCUCCCGUACGUCGCUCACUCAGCCCACGCCAAUCCUGGUCCCCGGAACGCGCUUACCACAGUGCCCCGGACACCCUGGUCCCUGAACGCUCGUCAGAGAGGAGUGUGGCAUUCAGAGAUCUGUAUGACUGA